Messenger RNA from Galeopterus variegatus (Sunda flying lemur), 1619 nucleotides. It is a transcript of the gene ALG11, whose product is annotated as ALG11, alpha-1,2-mannosyltransferase. Gene Ontology annotation, biological process: protein N-linked glycosylation. The coding region runs from base 32 to 1510 and encodes 492 amino acids. Gene Ontology annotation, molecular function: GDP-Man:Man(3)GlcNAc(2)-PP-Dol alpha-1,2-mannosyltransferase activity. Gene Ontology annotation, cellular component: endoplasmic reticulum membrane. The record is from RefSeq and is a predicted model, not a curated record. The transcript has 4 exons. Lineage: Eukaryota; Metazoa; Chordata; Mammalia; Dermoptera; Cynocephalidae.
AAACGUUUCCUGAGUUCGGGGGUGGCGGAAGAUGGCGGCCGCUGGAGGGGGUUGGUGUCUGUGCGAGUUGUUGAGGUUUUUUUAUUCAUUAUUCUUCCCUGGGCUGAUGGUAUGUGGAACUUUAUGUGUGUGUUUGGUCAUUGUCCUUUGGGGAAUCAGACUGCUGCUACAGGGAAAGAAAAAGUCAGUGUCAUCUAGCAAAAAUGGGAAAAAUCAAAUGGUGAUUGCAUUUUUUCAUCCCUAUUGCAAUGCUGGCGGAGGAGGAGAAAGAGUUUUAUGGUGUGCCUUAAGAGCCCUGCAGAAAAAGUAUCCUGAAGCAGUUUAUGUUGUUUAUACCGGCGAUGUUAACGUCAGUGGUCAAGAGAUACUAGAAGGUGCUUUCAGAAGAUUUAACAUCAGAUUAAUUCGCCCAGUGCAGUUUGUUUUCUUAAGGAAACGCUACCUUGUGGAAGAUUCACUCUAUCCUCACUUCACACUGCUGGGCCAAAGUCUAGGAUCCAUUUUUCUUGGCUGGGAAGCUCUGAUGCAGUGUGUUCCUGAUGUUUACAUUGAUUCAAUGGGAUAUGCUUUCACACUUCCUCUGUUUAAGUAUAUAGGGGGGUGCCGAGUUGGAAGCUAUGUUCAUUAUCCCACUAUCAGCACUGACAUGCUCUCUAUAGUGAAGAAUCAAAAUGUUGGAUUUAAUAAUGCAGCCUUCAUUACCAGGAAUCCUUUUCUCAGCAAAGUAAAGUUCAUCUACUACUAUUUAUUUGCUUUUAUUUAUGGACUUGUUGGUUCUUGCAGUGAUGUGGUCAUGGUCAAUUCUUCUUGGACGCUAAACCAUAUUCUGUCACUGUGGAAGGUUGGAAAUUGCACUAACAUCGUUUAUCCACCUUGUGACGUGCAGACAUUUCUAGACAUUCCCUUACAUGGAAAAAAGAUGACCCCAGGACAUUUGCUGGUUUCUGUUGGCCAGUUCAGGCCUGAAAAGAAUCAUCCUUUGCAGAUCAGAGCCUUUGCUAAACUGCUGAAUAAAAAAGUGGCUGAGUCACCUCCUUCACUUAAACUUGUUCUCAUUGGAGGUUGUCGUAACAAAGAUGAUGAACUUAGGGUAAACCAACUGAGAAAGCUGUCUGAGGAAUUAGGAGUUCAAGAAGAUGUGGAAUUUAAAAUAAACAUUCCAUUUGAUGAAUUAAAGCAUUACUUGUCUGAAGCUACAAUUGGUCUCCAUACCAUGUGGAAUGAGCAUUUUGGGAUUGGAGUUGUGGAGUGUAUGGCAGCUGGCACAAUUAUCCUUGCACACAAUUCGGGGGGCCCAAAGCUUGACAUUGUCAUUGCUCAUGAAGGAGAUAUAACUGGAUUUCUGGCUGAGACUGAAGAAGGCUAUGCUGACACUAUGGCUCAUAUUCUUUCCAUGUCUACAGAGAAGAGACUCCAAAUCAGAAAAAAUGCUCGUGCAUCUGUAAGCAGAUUCUCUGAUCAUGAGUUUGAAGUGACAUUCCUAUCAUCUGUGGAGAAGUUAUUUAAAUAAUGCUGUGUCUGUACAAAUUAAAGAUACUUUAUAUAAAAUAGUUAAAUAUCUUCAUAUGUAAAUAUUUUUCCAAACUCCUUCCCUAUUGUAAUAAAGCCAGCUUAAGUAA